AUGGUUAGAUCUGAAAGUCCAGAUGACGAGGUAGCAACUACCAUUGUGGGGAAGUAUGAAGAUGUGGAUGAGGAUGACGCAUCUCCUCAGUCACGGUGGCCGCCAGCACAGGGUGGAAAUGGUUUACCGCAAAGACCACAUUCUCGAAGUGCCUCGUCGGUAUCACCCACUUCCGCUGAUUCAGAUAGACGAUUACGGCGUCAGAUAGCUAACUGUAAUGAAAGGCGCAGGAUGCAGUCCAUCAAUGCCGGCUUCCAAUCAUUACGAUCACUGCUUCCCCGAAAAGAAGGAGAAAAGCUAUCCAAAGCUGCCAUCUUGCAGCAAACCGCUGACCUGAUUCAUCAGCUACAGGGUGAUAGGCAACGUUUAAUGAUGGAUCGUGAUGGUGCUGGGGGCAAAAAAGCGAAGCUGGAUGGGUCAGAUUUCUUUGAUCUGGAGCAGCGCUCUCUGAUAGAUCGACUGCAGAUCGCUCUUGAAAGAGAACGUAGUAAUAGGAUUCUUCUAGAACAACAAAUUAAUCAGUUACGUGAUCAAAUGAUACACACUCAGAGUAACAUGAGUCCUGAAAGUCCACAGAAAGUUCUCCCGAAUACACUCGGGAGUGUCUGUUCUGCUCCAACUGUAACAACACCUAGUCAAGCUUCAGUUAUUAGACCUACGCCACUGCCGCCCAUUUCCGUCGAUGUGUCUACACGUGUGAGCACAACUACAACAUCUGUGCCCCUCUCGGCAUCGCCUCUACCUGUCCCCCCUGCUAUUAACUUACCAUCUCUUCCGUCAUCUUCGUUAGCAGCGAUUUCAAGUUCUCCCUCUGCGUUCACCACUUCCACCUUUACGCCUCACCAUUCAUUACAAACAAUACUGGAUGCCAUUCGUCAGUUAGAAGGUGGUAACAUAGCUACACUAUCACCACCACCACCAUCAUCGCAGGCACCUCUUGUUAGGUAA
Auanema sp. JU1783 is the source of this 948-nucleotide messenger RNA. The record is from the annotation of a GenBank genome assembly. Lineage: Eukaryota; Metazoa; Nematoda; Chromadorea; Rhabditida; Rhabditidae.